AAACAAACAUCUGGAAAACCAUUUUUGUUGAAUUAAUAAAACAGCAACAGCAGGACAAUGGAGGGGAUUUGCCGCGUUUGCCUGGGAAAUCCCACCGGUGACUUGGUUAACAUAUUCGAUGCCAGACGUCGGACUCGAACCGGAAUCUCCAUUGCCGACAUGAUCGCGCAGUGCACAGGCUUUAAAGUUCGACGGGGCGAUUCCUACCCAGAAACCAUUUGCCCGCCCUGCCUGGAGGAUGCGCAAAAUGCGUUUAAUAUACGGCGGACAUGUGAGAAAAGCCAUCAGUUCUUUUGCCAAGUGAGGGAUGAAGGCGUUGAGGAGGCCUUGUGUGCCUUGCUCGAGGAAGAGGAUUGGGAUAUAUCGGACAACGAGGACGAAUGGAAGAAUGUAGAGCAGGCUGAUAACAAUAGUAAUAGCGACGAUGAAAACAAUAAUGAUGACAGUCAAGGAGAUAAUGUGAAUGAAGAAACUUCCUUUGAAUGUAACGAGUGCCGGAAGACCUACAAGCGGAGAGCUCCCUGGCUAAGGCAUAUGCGGACACACUUGGUGGGUGGACCAGACCCAUUCUCCUGCAGUCACUGCCCAAGGGUUUUCCGGGCUAAAAUUCAGCUGAAGGUGCACCUGCACACUCACACGGGCGAGCGGCCCUAUAGCUGUGGCCACUGCCCGAAGAAAUUUGCCCAGCAUGCGACGCUGCAGUCACACAUCCGGACGCACACGGGAGAGCGUCCCUUCAAGUGUGCCCAAUGCAGCAAGACCUUCGUUAAGUCGUCUGACUUGCAUCGCCACGUUCGCACGCACUCAGGUCUUAAGCCGCACAAAUGUUCCCAGUGCUCGAAUAGCUAUUCAAGGAAGUCCCAUUUGGAGAAUCACCUGCGUUCUCACACGGGUGAAAAACCAUUCAAGUGUUCACAGUGUCCGAAAUCCUUUUAUCUGAAGCACCAUCUCCAGGAGCACAUCCGAACGCACACCGGCGAAAAGCCGUUCAAGUGCUCCCAGUGCCCCCAGUCCUUUAGUCAGAGCAACACUCUUAAGAGCCACAUGCUGACGCAUAGCAAGGAGAGAUCAUUCAAGUGUUCCCGCUGUUCCAGGACAUUUAAGCAAAGAAGAUCGCUCGGAAAGCAUGUCCUCACUCAUGAUUGAGGGAUAUUUAAUGAUAAUAUUAUAUUUGAAUAUUUUGAAAACUUGUAAAAAUUCGUUUUUUAUGGAAUAUCUGAAGGG
Molecule: messenger RNA, 1224 nt
Organism: Drosophila kikkawai
Lineage: Eukaryota; Metazoa; Arthropoda; Insecta; Diptera; Drosophilidae
Gene: Paris
Product: Parkin Interacting Substrate
Biological process (GO): regulation of gene expression
Cellular component (GO): nucleus
Molecular function (GO): zinc ion binding
Source: RefSeq, a predicted model, not a curated record